GUACAACUGUUUAACAUGUUUAAGGGUAUUCAUCGAGUUCAAGGUUCUAUUUUGUUUGGAAGUAGUAAAGUAUUAUUGAGACACCUUACUCCUGGGACAUGCUGUUGUCGAUAUUCCAGAUAUUCCAUGAUGCAAUCAUUCUGCGUUCUUACCGUCUUGCUGUCGGCGCUCAUGCCAUGUCUAUCGGCCUGGGCACCACUCUACCGUACCACCGACAAAGCACCAAACAGCUACAUUAUCGUGCUAAAGGAUGGAAUUGACGUAGAUGAAAUAGCCUCCUCUUUUGUUACCACGGCAACUGCAUCCGGCCAAACUUUUGAUGUUACCCACAAAUAUAGAUCCAUCUUAAAUGGAUUCUCUGUGACUCUGCGUAACGAGGAACUCCUAUCAUUGAUUCGCUCGCACGAAUCUGUUCGAUAUGUGGAGGAAGAUGGCAUGGCGUACAUUGACGAGGCAACUUGGGGCUUGGAUCGAAUCGAUCAGCGGAAUUUACCUUUGGACGAUUCUUACAUCCCUUUUGCAAAUGGAGAAGGAGCUCAUGUAUACAUUAUAGAUACCGGACUCAUGACCAGUCACACCGAGUUUGAGGAUAGGGGGACGUUUGCUUAUGACGCAACAAAUAGAGAGAUCGGCACUGGGACGGACUGUAAUGGCCAUGGGACGCACUGCGCUGGGACAGCAGCAGGAAAAGACUACGGUGUGGCACCAAAGGCCAUGGUUUAUGGUGUCAGGGUUCUUGGAUGCCAGGGAUCUGGAGCUUGGUCUGGAAUAAUUGAUGGAAUGGAUUGGGUAGCGAGUAAUGGCAACCGACCUGCUGUAGCAUCGAUGUCUCUCAGCGGUCCUGCGGAUGGGACUGCUGUUGAUGAAGCCGUAGCCAAUAUGGUGGCCGCAGGUGUUACUUUGACCGUCUCAGCUGGCAACAACAACUAUGAUGCAUGUCAACGCAUGCCAACUAGAGCACCGGAGGCGAUCACAGUUGGGGCCACCGAGAAAGACGACGCGAGGGCGUCGUUUUCCAACUACGGCGGAUGCGUCAAUAUCUUUGCCCCUGGACGAUCCGUCGUUAGUGCGGGCAUCGGUUCAGAUACCGAGUACACCUCCAAGAGUGGAACCAGUAUGUCAACGCCUCAUGUAGCAGGUGCAGCUGCCUUGUAUCUUGGCGAGAACCCAUCCCUGACACCGCUCCAAAUCCGCAGCGUACUAUCCAAUGGAGCAACUAAAGACUGUGUAUCUGACCCGAUGGGCUCACCCAAUCUACUCCUCUACGUGCCAAACCAGUAAAAAAGUGAACGUUGCUAUGCGCAUACUACGAAAAUUUUUAACCCUAAAUGAAACAGUUGUACCAACCUAUUGAAAUUAAUUUUGCACCCUAAGUGGCAAAAGGUGCAAAAAUGCACGUUUUUUAAAUCAUUAUUUGCAUCAAGAAAUGCUCGUUUCCAACCUGAAAGGUGCAAAUUGAAACCUUUUAAGGUGCAUAAUACUUGACAAAAAAAUUUCAAAUUUGAACCUUAAUUACAUGGUUCAUUUCUGCACCCUAUAGGGUGCUUAAUAAAGCUAAUAGCACCCUUAAAUGUGCACAAAUGAGCAUAAUUGCACUCAUUAACACCCCUUGGGGUUACUGCUUUUGUACCAACACCUCGGGUUCAAAUUUGAGAACCCAUAUUUCUGAGUGUGUGUUUGGGGGGUGAGGAAGAGGUAACUGAUGUCGGUGGAGAGGGGUAAAGGUCCAUUGUUACAAGGAAAGUUCAAUAAACAGAUUUAACAUGUUUUAUUGAGUUUGAUUCUUACUGAGGUUGGAUAUUAAUUUGUUUGGAUGAUGAAACAUUUAACUGGGCAUAAGAUUGAUAGGUCCUUCAAGUUUUAUUCUAUAGAUCAAUGUAAAGUUCAAAAUAGGGUUUGAUGAGUACCUUUAGCAGAAAGAAAAAGAUGUUGGGAUUUCCGAAGAAAGGACUUGUGCUAAAUAAAUUGAUUUUGAACAUGAGAAUGUCAAGUAUUAGAAAUGUUAUUGCAAAUUAAGCCUAGAUGCAUAAUUAUGUUAUUAAAAAAAGAUACAAGUGCAAUGAAUUUUUCCUGUGCAAUACAUGAUGGAAAAUUAACAUAUAAAGUAAAAUCUUUAUCAAUAAAUUCAUAUAAAUCA
Lytechinus variegatus (green sea urchin) is the source of this 2137-nucleotide messenger RNA. RefSeq names its product aqualysin-1-like. Gene Ontology annotation, molecular function: serine-type endopeptidase activity. The transcript is spliced from 9 exons. The record is from RefSeq and is a predicted model, not a curated record. Bases 16 to 1281 code for a protein of 421 amino acids. NCBI's taxonomy places the organism in Eukaryota, Metazoa, Echinodermata, Echinoidea, Temnopleuroida, Toxopneustidae. Gene Ontology annotation, biological process: proteolysis.